Messenger RNA from Scheffersomyces stipitis CBS 6054, 1059 nucleotides. RefSeq names its product Csm3p (gene CSM3). The transcript has a single exon. Gene Ontology annotation, biological process: DNA replication checkpoint signaling; replication fork processing; DNA damage response. NCBI's taxonomy places the organism in Eukaryota, Fungi, Ascomycota, Pichiomycetes, Serinales, Debaryomycetaceae. Gene Ontology annotation, molecular function: DNA binding. The coding region runs from base 1 to 1059 and encodes 352 amino acids. The record is from RefSeq and is a predicted model, not a curated record. Gene Ontology annotation, cellular component: replication fork protection complex; nucleus.
AUGAGUGGCUUUCUCGACGAUUAUUCGGAAUCCUUGGAACAAUUUGAGUCGUUUCGUGCCGACGACCAAGAUGUACAUCAACAUAUAACCAGCGGUGAACAUGACCCUGUAGAUGGAGAUUCCAAUGUUGCGGAUGCCGAACAGGAUGAUCUCCUUGGUCUUGAUACCCAAAUUAAGUUGACUAAGAGAAAACCAACUGCUCGUGUAGAUAACAACAGAAUAUUCAGUCAAAAAGGGUUAGGGUACCUUUUGAAGAAUCACCAUAAACUUCUGAAAACGAUACAAAGAAAUGACAAGCAGUUUGAGGAGAAAUCCAAGAACGGUCGCGUUCACAGAGCACAGAAAUUUCAACAUGAAUACGAUAACUUGUCCUCUGUAUUGCAGUUCUACCAAUUGUGGUGCCACGGCAUGUUUCCUAAAGCCAACUUCAAAGACUGUGUGCAUUUGUUGCGAUUGUUGGGAGCUAAGUCCCCCAGAUUAAGACUAUACAGAAGAGAAUUGAUAGAACAGGAGAUCAUUAAGUUGAAGGAGGCUAGUGGCAUAAUUGUUGAACAAGAAGAACGAGAAAAUACACUUCAAGCAGGGAAUAUAAUUGUUGAUGCUGAGAAUCAAGAAACAGAAGAUAUUAUUGAAGCAUCAAACAUUAAUAACGUUGUAUCCACUGAAACGUCAGGUGAAACAAAUGGUUUAUUUGUUGGCGAUAAUGAUGACGAUGACUUGUAUCACACCCCUCCUCCUCCAGAAACAGUUUCCCCAAAUAUAGCAGUACUGUCUAUUGUGGUUUCUAAACCAGACUUGGCUGAUAUCACUGGUGUUUCGGAUACUGAUACCACCAUAGUUGACAAAUCUGAAGUUAACAUUCAACCUAUAGCAAUACCAGUGUUAACUCAAGUAUCUGAUCUUACAAAUACUACCAACAAUGAAUCUGACCAUGACGCUUUCUCUGAUGACGAUGAUUUCUAUGCUCUGCUUAAUGAAACAUUCGUUCAUCAAGAACGACCACCUCAAGAGUCCGACUACGAUGCCGAAGAGGAAGUAAUGAAAGAAAUGGGGCUAUGA